This is a messenger RNA of Racocetra persica, 447 nucleotides long. Lineage: Eukaryota; Fungi; Glomeromycota; Glomeromycetes; Diversisporales; Gigasporaceae. The record is from the annotation of a GenBank genome assembly.
AUGGGUAGAAAACAAAAAACAACAAAUCAAAUUCUUACGUCAAAUCUAAUUCCGACAAAAACACAAAAAAUAGCUCGUGUUUUAGGUGGUCGUGGUAAAAAUCUUCACGAAGUCCAAUAUUGUGAUGGUACCAUUACCUUGUGCAUCUUACCACCGAAAUUUCGAAGCCUAGUUUGGGUGAAGCGUGGAAGUUAUGUUAUUAUAGAACCUUCAGAAUCCGAUAAAAUUAAGAUAGGUGGAGAAAUUGUCCAUGUAUUGUUUCCAGAACACGUAAAACAUUUAAAGUCAGAAGGCAUAUGGCCUAAAGAAUUUGAAAGUCAAGAGAAAAUUCCCGAUCAAACAAGGUCUUCCGGGAAUGAUUCAGAUGACCAAAUUUUCGUGAAUACAAAUCGUAUAAAAGAUGUACAAGACGAUGAUGAUAAUUCUUCAAGUGACCUUGAAGAAUGA